This is a messenger RNA of Arxiozyma heterogenica, 3690 nucleotides long. It is a transcript of the gene OAF1, whose product is annotated as oleate-activated transcription factor OAF1. The transcript has a single exon. Bases 1 to 3690 code for a protein of 1229 amino acids. Gene Ontology annotation, molecular function: RNA polymerase II cis-regulatory region sequence-specific DNA binding; zinc ion binding; DNA-binding transcription factor activity, RNA polymerase II-specific. Lineage: Eukaryota; Fungi; Ascomycota; Saccharomycetes; Saccharomycetales; Saccharomycetaceae. Gene Ontology annotation, biological process: positive regulation of transcription by RNA polymerase II. The record is from RefSeq and is a predicted model, not a curated record. Gene Ontology annotation, cellular component: nucleus.
AUGAUAGUUAUUAAAUCUGAGGGUACUCCAAACCAGAAACCACAAUCAACAAAUACUUCGAAUAAUGAUUCUAUGACAAAAUCCUUUUCUAAAGCACUUAAUAGUGACAAUACUAAUAUGGAUAAUGCAGCUAAUAAGCAGAUACAAGACACUGUCAAUAAUGAGAAUAAUGUUGUCAGCAACGUGACAACAACAGUUUGCACAGAUCCAGAUCAGAAAAUAACAAAACCAAUGGCAAAAAAACAGAUUAGAAAUAGGUUGUCAUUUGUUUGUCAAGCAUGUAGAAAAUCAAAGACCAAAUGUGAUAGAGAAAAACCUAAAUGUACAAGAUGUGUCAAAAUGAACAUUGAAUGUGUCUAUGAUGUAGCCAAACAACCCAGACCAAGGAUCCCAAAUAAAGACGCCACUAUUGCUAAGUUAGAAAAAGAUGUAUUGUAUUGGCAAAAUAAAGCGAUGAAACUUUUAAAUCAACAAGAAGAAAUAUUGCACUCGUUAAAAGAUACACAUAUUUCGAAUAAUAACAAUAACAGCAUUUUAAGUCAUAAUCCUACUACUACCAAUAAUAAUAAUUCCAAUGUAAAUGCUCCCAACACUUUACCUUUCAUACAGAUGGCCAAAAAUGUCAAUAAUAAUGAUGAUGAUUAUUUAAAAGAUAUAGAAAUAAACUUAUACAAAGACCAUCCAACAAUGAUACUUAGCAAAGUGUUGAAACAUGAUGUUAAACCAUUAUCAGAAAAUUACAUUAUCAUUCAAGACAGAUUUAUGGCUUGUUGUAUAGCAUCUGCAUUUAUGUCGCAAAAUUCUAACUCUAUGAUUCCAGCAUUAACUGCAAAUGCAAACAUAUCUAGAGCUAAGGAAAGUGUUAGGAAUAAUGUUGCAAAAUUGAAAAAUAUUCUCAUGAAGCAGUGUACAGACCCUGCAAGAAGAGCCAGAAUUGAAGAAUUUACCGAUAGAAUCCUAGAAAAUACAAAUUCCUCUAAAAGUUUGAAGAUUGGAAUGAUCCUUUCUAUGUUAUAUAACACUGUGGGUCAUCAAUAUUUGGAAGAUUACUGUACAUCAAGCGACAACUAUUCUGACCUUUUAAAAUUAUUUAUCCAGGAAUUUGAGAGGUUAUUACCACCGUAUGAAAUCAUUCAAAGUUACAAAAAACAUUUCUAUCAAUAUGUUUACCCUAAUUUGCCUUUUUUACAGAAGGAAAUUUUUGAGGAAUCAAUAUCUCAAACUAUAACCCGUAAUCCUGAUGACCCUUCCAAGAUCAAGUUAAAUUUAGGAUGUAAUCAUUUGAGAGACAAAAUUGAAAAUUUAUCAAUUUUAAUGGUAAUUUUGAAGUUGUCUUAUGUUUCUUUGAGAGCAAUCAUAAACUAUGACGAAAAAGAUGAUUCUGGUAAAAAUGUUACGGGUAAUAAAGAUUUGUCAUCAUCUAUGCCUAUAUUUGUAACACAGGAGCAAAUUAAUAAAUAUCCAAUAUCAAAUGAUUUUAUAUUAAUAGCGCAAAGGUGUUUAGCGUCAGAAAAUUGGUUUGCCUGUGCUAACGAAAAUAUCAUUACAUGCUUAUUAUUUAUUUGGUCUUUUUUUGCAUUUUCUCCAGAAGAAGGUGAUUUUUUCUUAGAGCAUCCAACAGAUAUAAUUAGCAGUCUAAUCAUGAUGCUCUCUACCUCAAUAGGGUUACAUAGAGACCCGAGUGAUUAUGCUCAACUAAAAGAGCCCUCUUUAUCAGAUCAAAGAUUGCUAAAUCAGAGAAGACUUUUAUGGGUCUCAGUAGUAGGCAUUUGCUCCUUUGAAUCCACUUUGAAAGGCAGACAUCCUCUACUUUCUUCAGACCUCAUGUCGUCGUUUCUCGAUACAAAGGCCACUAAUAGUAUUAAGCAUUACAUGGAGAGAGUAUCAUUAGAUAUGACAGGUAAUGAAGAUGAGCUUUUAAUUAAAAUUCAUGAGUGGACUGUUAAGAGGGCACAGUUAUCAUUAUUACUUGCUGAUUUGGACAGUAUUACUAUGUAUUAUAAUGAUACAUUUUCUUUACGGUAUCUAGAGCUUUCUAGGGAAAAAAUUGAAAUAUUUGUAGCAGAAAAUUUUCCAUUACUGGAGUUAGAAAAGAGAAAGACUAAAAAUAAUAAGAAAAAUACAGAGGAUUUUAAUCCACAUUCAAUUUUAAUAGCUAAUAGAAAUUCCAAUGCACUACAGAGUAUUUUAAUAUCAAAAUUAAUGUUUCUAAGAACAUCAGCUGCCAUAUAUCUUCAUUUUGAGGUAAAAAGUCUAGAAGACUCUUCUUUACUACCAUAUUAUUACAAAUACUUAAUACAAACAGCUAGUGACUGUCUAAACUUAAUUAAAGUCAUCAACGAUUUUUUUAGUGAUGAAUACCACGAUUACAUAUAUAAAUCUAAUUCAUUUAACAUCACUAAAAUAAUACAAUUAGCAUUGCCUACUGCAUUGUUCACUUUAAUUGGUGUCAUUAUAAGAUUAACUCUAACAAAUAAUAAUAUUUUCAAUGAUUUUCAAACUAAUAUUAAUAAUUAUACUUUUCACCAGAAAGCAGAAUUAAACAUGAGAUUUGAACAUACAACAUUUAUUCAAAGAGAGUUAGAAAAUACACUAGAGUGGGUGUAUGCCUUUGCUUCAAAGAAUCUCAGAUUUACAUAUUUUUCUAUUUUCAAGUUAUUUGCAGUAGGCGAUGUUGUGUUACAAAGAAUACGAAAUGGUGAAAUAUGGCAAGGUAUCUGUAAACUUUCUAAGUUGAAGGGUCUACAAACUAAAAUAACUAAAAAUUUAAGAAUGACAUUAGGUGUUAAUAUAGAGCAAGGUGCAGAUUUAAUACAUGAUUUAGAGAGAAGAAAUUUUAUUGAAAAAAUGCCUGUGAGGGAAUUAGCUAAGUUAUGUAAAAUAAUUCAUGAUAUACAUUUAACCAUAAAAAAACCCUUACCAGUAUUUGGGGAAGACCAAAAAUUAUAUGCUCCACCUUCUGUUCAAUUAACUUUAGAAGGUCAAUAUCUCCGCCCUUCCCUCGGUUCUACUAGUGCAAGCGUGCCAACUACUACUGCGUAUUAUAAUUAUGCUAAUAUUCCAUAUAAUCAAUUUUCAAUUACAUCUCUUCCAGUAAAUAACAAAAACAUGCAUUCACAGUAUCCCUAUAAUAGUCAGGCCUCAACGUUUACAAGUAACUCAAAUCAAUAUCAUAUUGAUCCACAAAUACAGUCAGUUAUGUUAGUGAACCAUAAUAGCCCACAUAUGUUAAAUUCAAUGACUCCUGUACCGGAAAAUAACAAUGUCAAGUCUUUUUCAGGAGCAGUGAAUCAUAACAACUUUUCUCCUUCUAUAAUAAAUGGACAUUUACCUCCACUAAAUGCACCUAUUCCUUCUUCAGCGAUGAAUAUCAAUAAAAACAUUCCCAAUUUUACGACAUUUUCCCAUGAAUAUAAUACUACUAAUUUCAGCAAUUCACCUUAUAAUAAUCCUAAUAUUUCUGGUGGCCAGCUUCAAAAAAACACUAAUAUAUCUAAUUUAAUUGUUAGCAAUAAUGGAAUUCAAAAUGGCAAUGAUUCGAGUAAAUAUAGUGGAUUCUCUAUUAAUGAAAAUAUGGCCAAAGAAUUUUUGGAACGAACAAAGCCUUCUAGUGAAGCAUAUCAAGAUGAAUUUUUUGACGGUUUUGAUCUCUUUGAUUAUGACUUUUUAUUUGGUAAUGAUUUCUCUUGA